AUGGCUGAAGACAGAGCAAACAUCCUGCUUUACUAUCCUGGCCUUCUACUCAGCAACAGUCCAACAGAAUAUGGGGAAAUAUUUUGGUACAUCAUGGGCCUCGGUUUUUUAGACAGACCAAAUUAUGAUUUCAUGUGGGAAUGCUUGAACAAAUGCUUAUUAAACAAUGGAUUGUCGGCAAACCAGCCAUUGGACUUUGAAUUAGAAACACAGGCUUCUGAUCAACCCCAGCCCAGCACAGAGUUCGCCGUCGCAAUUCGGAAGCCCCCACCAAUCCAUAUGGCGCAGAUGCCUUCACAGCCGUAUAUCGAUCACGUACCUGCACAGCCAGAUUUCUUGCCUCCGAUGCAGCCACUUAUGCUUCCACAAGAUCAAGAACACGCAGAGCAGCCUGCACAAAACCCUUUUCGAGAGGCAACUCCGGAUUUCACCUAG
Molecule: messenger RNA, 435 nt
Organism: Soboliphyme baturini
Lineage: Eukaryota; Metazoa; Nematoda; Enoplea; Dioctophymatida; Soboliphymatidae
Source: the annotation of a GenBank genome assembly